AUGGCGCCCUCGCCAAAGGUCGCCUCGGCCCUCGCCCAGGUGCAAUCCGCCCCCGACGCCUCCAAGCCAGAGCAAUACGAAGCCAUCCUCCGUCAAAUUAAAGACCUCUCGUCCCCCUCAACCGCCACCACCGACCUCUCCGCCAUCGUCACCUCCAUCAUCUCCGCCUCCCUCGGCAUCGUGGCAACUCGCUCCCUCCUCGACCUCUUCGUCACCACCCUCCGCGACCUCAAAAACGUCGACCUGUGCAUCGAAGUCGGCAACCACGCCCUCGAGCUCAUCGCCUCCACAGGCGCCUCUUCUUCUUUCCUCGACCAGAUCGCCGCCCUCCGCGACCUCAUCGCCUCGGCGCACGAGUCCAACGAGGAUUACAUCGACGCGGCGCGGUGCCUGGCUCAGAUCCCGUUGGAUUCUUCGCAGAGGCAGGUCACGAAUGAGCAGGUGGCGAGGAUAUGGGUGCGCAUUGUGAGGAACUUCCUCGAGGUCGACGAUACGCCCGCGGCGGAUACCUACGUCAACAAGCUCAAGAACAUCAUGCACACCGUCGCCGACCCGGAGCUGCAUCUCCAUUUCCAGCUCUCGCAGGCGAGGAUCCGCGAUGCUAAACGGGACUUCUUGGACGCUUCGAAGCGGUACCACGACAUUAGCUUCUCCAAGGCCAUCGCCGAGGAGGAGAGGCUGCACACCCUGAGCAUGGCCAUCAAGUGCGCCGUCCUCGCCCCCGCGGGCCCCCAGAGGAGUCGGCUCCUCGCGAGGCUCUACAGAGAUGAGCGGUCCGCGGGUCUCGAGGAGUUCGGCAUCCUCGAGAAGAUGUUCCUCGAUCGGCUUCUCCGGCAGGACGAGGUCGACAAGUUCGCCAAGAGCUUGCUGCCCCAUCAGUUGGCCGUUACAGCCUCCGGCUCGACCGUGCUCGCCAAGGCCGUCGUCGAGCACAAUCUCCUCGGAGCGUCGCGGCUCUACGAGAAUAUCGGCUUCGAUGCCCUCGGUGCGCUCUUGGGGCUCGAUGCCGCUGGUGCUGAGGAUACUACGGCUCGCAUGAUUGAGCAGGGGCGCCUUCUUGGACGGAUUGAUCAGGUGGAUAGGGUUAUUUGGUUUGAGAAGGGCGAGGCGUCUGGUGUUAAGGGGAGUGGGAAGGCUGAUGUCCUUGUAGGUAAGGAGACGAGGAGGUGGGAUGCUAAUGUUCAGGGUAUUGCUGAGGAGGUGGAGCAUGUUGUUAAUGCUCUGCAGACUGAGUAUCCGGAGUUUGUCGCUGCCCACCUUAGGGCAUAG
Scedosporium apiospermum is the source of this 1269-nucleotide messenger RNA. Its product is annotated as COP9 signalosome complex subunit 4. The transcript has 2 exons. The record is from RefSeq and is a predicted model, not a curated record. Gene Ontology annotation, cellular component: COP9 signalosome; cytosol. Lineage: Eukaryota; Fungi; Ascomycota; Sordariomycetes; Microascales; Microascaceae. The coding region runs from base 1 to 1269 and encodes 422 amino acids.